AGUCGCCGAAUUUGGGUUUGUGUGAUGGUGAUAAACUAUUUUACAUUGAUAGAAUUUGAUUGUUAAAUAAACAUCAUUUCAAUAAAAACAUAUCUCAAAAUGAAUAAUACUACGAUCAACGUGGAUCAAUUGAACUCUGCGCUAAACUCUCUCAGAGUACUACGAUCCAGUGUCAGUCAUGUUUUUGAAACACUUUCCAAUGGAUUACGAGCUGACCACGGAGAAGAUGGAAAAGAUAAGUUCCUCUUAGAGCUUCAAGAACUGCUUAACAACGUGAACAUCAACUUGAGAGACUUGGAACAAACUGUAAAUGGUCUCCCCAUACCCACAGCUCCUUUUAACUUGGGUACAACGACGUACCUAAGCCAAGAAACAACACAGGAUCGGCAAGCGCUUUAUACACAACUUGUAAACAGUUACAAGUGGACUGACAAAAUCCACGAGUACAGUUCGUUCGCACACACGCUGCUAAGCCAAAACUCGCUCAAACGAUCGUAUAUAAACUCUGGAAGUACUAAACGACGCGGUAAACUGCAAAGCAAUCACAAUGUCGCUCCUCUACUAGUCGACAAUGUCAUCAACAACAUUGACAGAUCUUAUAGCGACAUGAAAAUAACUAUAUCUCGCCCAUUUGCAAGCAAUGCAGUUGUACAGAUCAACCUGGGUCAUGUACUGAAAGCCAUAGUCGCAUUUAAAGGGCUUUUGAUGGAGUGGGUCAUGGUGAAAGGUUAUGGUGAAUCAAUGGAUCUGUGGGCGGAGUCAAGGCACCAUGUGUUUAGGAAAGUCACUGAGAAUGCCCAUGCUGCUAUGUUACACUUCUAUUCUCCAACAUUACCAGAGCUGGCUGUCCGUUCUUUUAUGACAUGGCUGCACAGCUAUGUAAAUCUGUUCAGUGAGCCAUGCAAGCGAUGCGGAGCACAUCUCCACCACACAUCUCUGCUGCCUCCUGCAUGGCGUGACUUCCGUACCCUGGAGCCUUUCCAUGAUGAGUGUAAACAAUAGUCCACGUGGAAUUGAUUGGGAGAAGCCCCAAAUUAUUUUGGGGAUUUUCCCUUUCAAUGAAUGAAAGUACAUGGACAAUAAGACUGUUAGAAAUAUUUAAUAUCUGGUGAUAUGUGAUUUAGUGUAUAUUAUUAUGUUCUUCACAUGAGUUUACAUAUCCAUAUUUCUAUUUUCGUUUUAAAAAUGAGUAUUCUAAUUUAAGUUAUGCAAUGUUUGUAAAUAUACACCUUACCAGUUUCCAGUUCAUAAACAUUGUUUCAACUUUGUGUAGAGUAUCUCAAUAGUUAAUGUAACCAAUCAUACUUUCAAUGUAACAUACUGAACUUACAUACAUAAGAAUACUAUUAAUUAAUGAUUAUCAAAUUGGUAUAAUUGACAUCCACAUCAAACUAUCAUAAAUUAAGCAUAAUAUCAUACACAUCCGGUAAACUUUAAACAUAUUAUGAAAGUCUUGAAAUAGUAUAGUAUUAAGCCCCCCAUCUCAUCACAUUCAAACAUACAACAUAAUUUUCUAUGUUAGCAUGGGAUGAAGAAUUUCAUUAAUAAGUAUUUAAAUAGCUCAUGUUUUACAAUUUAUUGUAAUAGCUUAUAAAGAUUAGAAAGUAAAACAACUGUCUGUUAUAAUUAUAAAACAUUCAUUCAGUUUAUCCAUUUUGACUAAAGUUUUACGCAGUAUCAUAAGACAUA
Spodoptera litura is the source of this 1689-nucleotide messenger RNA. RefSeq names its product mediator complex subunit 27 (gene MED27). Gene Ontology annotation, cellular component: mediator complex. NCBI's taxonomy places the organism in Eukaryota, Metazoa, Arthropoda, Insecta, Lepidoptera, Noctuidae. Gene Ontology annotation, biological process: regulation of transcription by RNA polymerase II. The record is from RefSeq and is a predicted model, not a curated record. Gene Ontology annotation, molecular function: transcription coactivator activity.